Notothenia coriiceps (black rockcod) is the source of this 441-nucleotide messenger RNA. RefSeq names its product receptor-type tyrosine-protein phosphatase T-like. The record is from RefSeq and is a predicted model, not a curated record. The annotation marks the transcript as partial. The transcript is spliced from 6 exons. Lineage: Eukaryota; Metazoa; Chordata; Actinopteri; Perciformes; Nototheniidae. Gene Ontology annotation, biological process: protein dephosphorylation. Gene Ontology annotation, molecular function: protein tyrosine phosphatase activity.
AUGUCCCAAAUUGGGAUCAAGAGAGCCCUGGCGGAGGGACAGACGGCGCCCUGGGAGACGGCCAAGAAGGAUGAGAAUCGCAACAAGAAUCGCUAUGGCAACAUCAUCGCUUACGAUCACACCAGAGUCCGACUGCAGCUGCUGGAAGGAGACCCCCACUCUGACUACAUCAACGCCAAUUACAUUGACGGCUACCACAGACCCAGACAUUACAUCGCCACACAAGGGCCCAUGCAGGAGACGGUGAGGGAUUUCUGGAGGAUGGUCUGGCAGGAGAACUCAGCCUCUAUCGUCAUGGUUACCAACCUGGUUGAGGUGGGCAGGGUGAAGUGUGUGCGUUACUGGCCGGAUGAGACAGAGGUUUAUGGAGACAUCAAGGUGACCCUGAUAGAAACUGAACCGCUGGCUGAGUACGUCAUAAGGACAUUCACCGUCCAAAAG